Rodentolepis nana is the source of this 1689-nucleotide messenger RNA. The record is from the annotation of a GenBank genome assembly. Lineage: Eukaryota; Metazoa; Platyhelminthes; Cestoda; Cyclophyllidea; Hymenolepididae.
UUGAAGUCGUCUGCUGGUUGGUAUUCAUUUGAAAGAUUCGACUCAAUGUCUUCCCAACUCAGGCAGUCCUACCUUCUGGCUAUUGUUCCAUGUCUGGCGAAGAUUAUUACCAAACUGACUUGUCAUUUCAAAGAUAAAUUGAAGGAUGAAGUCGACAGCUCCCUUCCAGAGACCUUCAAUCUUGGUCUCCACAACUCUCUUCGCUUGCUUGCCGAUUGUCUUUCCACUUCAAUCUAUUGUCUUGUUGGUCUGACUAUGGGUUUUCUUCCGUCGGUUGGCUCCAUCAGAUCUCCAGAUAUUCUACUUUCUAAAACAUCAUCUCCCCAAUUGGAUAUUGGCUGCCUUUCUCGUCUUCGGUGUCUUGCCAACUGUUUAGACGACCCGGAUAGACACGCGUGUCUCUCAAAUGAGGUGAAGGAAUUUCCUUCAGUGUGCAUGCUAGAGGAAGAAGUUCUUGGUAUCGCCAUGAAGAAUAGCCAGUCAGAGAGGGAAGACAAAACACAAGGACCUUGUGAAUUAUACGAACGCUCUGCUGAACAUGGCCUGGGAGGCAACAGCUGUCUGGCAAGGCCUCUAAUGAUUGCCGUGGUCUUAUGCGCUAACGGUGGGGCCUACUUACAAAUUAUGCUUCAGGUGGUGAUAUUAAAGGUUCAAAUCCCCGCACUUUUGCCUUUCAACUGGCGUGCUUCCAAUGUUUCCUGCAACUCCCACAAGGACUGUUUGGGUACCCUUCUGGCCUUUCAAUUGCACUCUCCUUUCUUCGGUCCUUCAAUGAAUCCUCUGCCAGAUACCUUGGAGUUGCUCAUCAACUUAUCCAAACGCCAUCUUCGAUACCUUCUGAGGAAAAGUGGUAGUGAUGAGCCAGGGACAAUUGUCGAGGAAGAAGACGAGGAAAGCGAUGACGAAGAAGGUAGGACGCGUCUUGUCUACAAGGGCCUCACAACUCAAAGCAUUGGCAUGUAUGCCAGGAAGGUCCUUGAAGCGUUUUGCAGUUGCGUUCGAAGAUUAGCUAAGCAGACGGCUGUUUCAGGUAGUGCGCGUUGCGAGGAUCUUUUGGUACAUUGGAGUUCUUCUGUGGAGGUUCUAAUUUGCAUAAUUGAAGCUGCGAAAGGUGAUAGUCCCAGUCGAGCCUUCUUGGAUCUCCUGCCCUGUUUAAUGCGAGCUGGAAGAGUUUUUCUAGAGAAUCUACUACGUGGAGCUAUGUCCUUUCUAAAUGCUCUCUUCCGAACUCAUGGCUCAGCGGUGUUGAAGUUCCUUCGAAAUGUUCAGCACGUUACGCGUUUUCUUCAUCGCACUUGUGUCCACGCCAAAGCGAGACAGGAGGGUCGUCUGACUCCACUCAUCCCUCAAACACGAAAAUGUCUCGAGGCAUUUGUCUACAAUCUUCUUCUCUCUCAAAAUCAUUGUGCGGAUGCUUUCUGGUUGGGAAAUCUCAAAAAUCGCGAUUUGGAUGGUCAAGAGAUAUACGACACAAAUAUCGACGAUGCAGUUAUUUCGGCUAGAAAUUCAGUGGAAUCUGUCCCAUCUUCGCAAAUGGCACUAAAUGAAGAUGGGUUCUCCAUUGAUGGUCGUUCAGCUUCCGAUUCGCAAAUUGAAUCCGAGUUGGUUGAGGAGACCACGGAUGAAGAAUCGAAAGAAAUGGAGGUUGAGGAGGAAGACGAGGUGAUGGAAAGUGAUAUUGAUGAAUGA